AAAGAAGCGAAGAAGAAGAAACAGGAGCUACUUGUUUGUGGCGUAAACAAUCAGAUUUGGUCACUUUCUAACUGUUUCACUGCUCACAGUGGGUAAUAGCGACCUGGCACUAGCCUGCAGUAAAUUUGCCAAAUUGUAUCAGUAGUUUGGCGCUUCUGACUGUAUGUUAAGAAAUAUUAAGUUGCUGCUGGGCAGCUAAACCGUCCGCUAACAAAGCGUCCUAACCGCGUUAGAGGGUAUUUCUUGUGUAAUUGCUUUUGAAAAGUGGUGUUAACCGAGCUACAGCCAUUAUAAAGUGUGCUAACGUAACAGCCACCUGAAUCCAAUCAAUUGCGGUCACACGGCGACAGUGGGGCAGGCGUUUCUCUGAGCUGUUAACUAUCAGCUGCGUAAAGUUGGCUGAUAAAUACGUGCACAGCUCAAACACGCUCAUUUCAGACGGAGACGAGACGUGUUUGUUUGAGCCUGAGGAAGAAACGACAUGCAGACUGCGGUGAAACAAAACCUUCACGCAGAGAGUGAAGCAGACGUCAACAAACUCAUCAACCUGAAGUUACAUGCAUCCUACACCUACCUUGCCCUGGGGAUGUAUUUUGAUAGGGAUGACCUUGCAUUGCCAAACUUCUCCAGUUUUUUCCUUGAGCGCUCAGAAAAGGAGAGGGAACAGGCUGAGAAGCUGUUGGAGUAUCAGAACAUGAGAGGAGGCCUAAUUUUGCUUCAGACCAUCUCUAAACCAACCAAAGAAGACUGGAAAGGUGGUCUGGAUGCAAUGGCCUUUUCCCUGGAAUACCAGAAAACCUUAAAUGCACGUAUCCUUGAUGUGCAUCGCAGAGCUGGCAAUCAUACCGACCCCCAUCUCUGUGACUUUCUUGAGCAGCACUUCCUCAUCGACAGCCAUGAUACCAUCAAGAAGCUGGGCGAUUACAUUGGCAGUCUGACCCGCAUCACUGCAGCUGAGACCCACGGCACUAUGGGAGAAUACCUGUUUGACAGGCACACUCUGUAAAGGUCCUGGCAGCACAGUGACACACGGCCCUCAUUUCUAAAUAUCCAUAGACACACAAGGCAAUAAUCCACACUGUGCAUUCUUUUCCAUUAAGAAACCC
This is a messenger RNA of Archocentrus centrarchus (flier cichlid), 1106 nucleotides long. RefSeq names its product ferritin, middle subunit. Gene Ontology annotation, cellular component: cytoplasm. Gene Ontology annotation, molecular function: ferrous iron binding; ferric iron binding. Gene Ontology annotation, biological process: intracellular iron ion homeostasis; iron ion transport. NCBI's taxonomy places the organism in Eukaryota, Metazoa, Chordata, Actinopteri, Cichliformes, Cichlidae. The record is from RefSeq and is a predicted model, not a curated record. The coding region runs from base 482 to 1006 and encodes 174 amino acids. The transcript is spliced from 5 exons.